CAAAACAAAAGUCAUAGAAGAAACAAAACAAAACACCGCAAAAAACCAAUUAUAGAAUUUUUCCUCAGUAUUUUUUUAUGUGGUGCAUUUUCUAAGACAUUUUCCAACUAACAAUGAUGAACAACGCAUAAACUUGUAUGGAAGAAAGUGUAUUUUGUAUAUGGACAAAUUAGUGCAAUUGAAAAUUAUAGAAUUAAGAGGAAAAACGCAGAAUUACGCACAGUCUCAGCGUUAAAAUGUCUUUUGAGAAAGUGUUGUACAAAUUUGAGGAACCCCAUGGACCCGGAGAUGUUUAUUUUAUAUGGCAAAAGGGUGCACAGGGAACACUAUUGGCUACAACGGGAUCCGAUGGUACAGUGUCUGUAUUUAACAGACAGGGACAAAUGGUGGAGAGAUUAACGCUGCCUGGUUUGUGCUCGGGUUUUGCCUGGGAUAAUGAAGGUGAAGUUUUGGGUAUUAUAACCGCCUCCUCCCCUGUCAUAACAAUAUGGAAUGCCUCUACGCAAGAGAAACUUUCCGUCGAAUCUGGUCUAAGAGAUCCCUUGUCCUGUAUAAUAUGGUCUAAGCAGGAACAGAUAAUGGCGGUGGGUACUGCCCGUGGCAAUUUAGCCAUUUAUAAUCAUAAAACCAACAAGCGAAUACCCGUUUUGGGUAAACAUUCCAAACGCAUUAAUUGUGGUGCCUGGUCGGCGCAAAAUCUUUUAGCUUUAGGUUCCGAUGACAAAACUUUCUCUCUCAGCAAUGAGGAGGGUGAUUCCAUGCGAGUGGUGCAAUUAAGGGAUGUACCUAGUGAUAUGUAUUUUGCCGAAAUGGCCAAUGAAGAUCGUAUAAGUGGCGAUAAUGCCAUUAGUAUGAUUAUAGGCAAACGUACCUUGUAUCUUUACUAUCUGCCCGAACCGGAUACACCCACUGAAUUGGGUUUUCAAAGUCGUUAUGGUUCUUUAUUGCAACACAAAUGGUUUGGUGAUGGCUAUAUACUGUUGGGUUUCUCAAACGGGCAUGUUGUGGCCAUUUCUACACAUCCCAAAGAUAUUGGUCAAGAGCUGUGGCAAGUGAAAAAUCACAAAGAACUGCUUACUGGUCUGGCUUACUGUCCGGCAUUGGAAAUUGUUGCCUCAUGUGGUGAUGACAACAUCAAAAUACAUUCCAUUACAAAUUUACAUGAAACGGAAAAAAUUAUUACUGUACCCGAUCAUUCGGGUGUACAAAUGAUUGAUUGGUCGGCGGAUGGUCAAUUGUUGUCGGUAACCACAAUGACGGGUUCGGUAUUUAUUUAUGUUACUAAACUUCCUAGUCUGCAUGCAGUAUCAGCUCCCAGAAUUGCUAUUUUAAGCAGUUUAGCCGAAGUUUCCAUUUAUGUUUAUUCUCCCGAUAAAUCUAAACCACUGCCCUAUCGUCAAAGUCUCGAAACGGAACCAAAUGUUCUGGCAAUUGGUCCAUAUCAUCUGGCAUCCUGUGUAGAUAAACAUGUCUGGUUUUAUGAUUUAGGUAAAAGUCUAGGAGAUCAGCCACAACCUUUAAGUGAAAGAGACUUCUCGCAAACAGUAGAAGACAUUAAACUAAAUGCAGACUAUUGUGCCGUCUUCUGUCCACCACAACUAAUGCUACAAGCCAUUGUCACAGAUAAUCCUAAUGUAAAAGACAAAUUAAUGCAAAUGUUUCCCAAUGCAGUGCCAACAUUAAAUGAUGCUGUUAUCACGUGUUUUGGUCUAACCCAGGAAUAUCUAAUAUUUGCCACAGAUAUUGGUCAUUUAGUGUAUUUCUCUUUGGAGAAAUGGGAAAUAUGCACCAUGUAUCGCCACAAUAUGGGCUUGACGAAAAUGUUUACCGACAAUGAGGGCACAAAAUUAAUAUUCAUAGAUGAUCAUGGUCAGGGUUAUGUUUUCUUGCCCGCCCUAGAGGAGGCCAUAUUAAUAGCGGAAUUUCCUAAAAACUGUCUGGUUUGCUUGUGGGAUUUGGCACAACCUAACCAUUUUAUCAGCUACGAUGGUAAAUUGGUUUAUACUCAUGUAUUUGUGCGCUAUUCCGUUUAUGGUAAACACACUUUAAAGGCGGGAGAAACGAAAUUGAAUGUCUCACAGAUACCUUUAAUGUUGUGUGAUGGUGAAAUGGUUUUACACAUAGAUGGUGGUCAAUAUGCUACACAAUCUUUGGCCACACACUUGGUAUUACCCGGUACUAGUCAAAAUGCUAAUUUAAAGAAUUUCUUGAAUUUACGAAAAUAUUCAGAGGCUUUUAAGGUGUGCGAAAGGAUUAAUUUAAAGGGUUCUUGGUUGGAAUUUGCCAAGCAGGCUUUGGAAGAUUUGGAACCUACUACAGCUUUGAGGGCUUAUCGCAAAAUUGGUGAUGUGUCUAUGGUUAAUGUUUUGGAAGAUAUACGUUAUUUGGAGGAUAUUUAUUUAAUAAGCGGUUUCUGUUGCCUUUUACUGGAGAAAUACGAUGAAGCCAAAGAGUUUUUCCUAAAAGGCUCCUAUACCAAAGAUGCUUUAGAUAUUUGUCGUGAUCUUUUGCAGUGGGAACAGGCUUUGCUGCUGGCUCAUAAAUAUGAACCAAAUGAAGUACCAUUUAUAGCGCGUGAAUAUGCUCAGCAAUUGGAAUUUAAUGGCAACUACGCUGAUGCUUUAUAUCACUACGAAAAAGGCUAUAAAGAAGAUUUAAUUGAUGACACCGAAAUACAACAAUUAGUUAAUACCUCUCCAGAGUAUGAAGAACAUGUGCGCCUCUGCAAAAUGGGUAUAGCCAGGACGUCCAUAAGAGCAGGUGAUUUUAGAAGAGGGAUCCAAUAUGCUGUUGAAAUCAACGACAAACAAUUGCUAUACGAUUGUGCGGAACUGUUAGCUACCGUAGGUCAUAUAACCGAGGCAGCCGGCCUUUACGAACGUGGUGAAUACUACGAUGAGGCCUGUUCGCAUUAUAUCGCGCUGAAAAUGUGGAAUAAAGCCAAUCAAAUUUUACCAAAUGUAAAAUCUACCAAAUUACAUGCUUUAUAUGCAAAAGCCAAAGAAUCAGAUGGUCAGUUUGAAGAGGCUAUAAAUAGUUAUCGCAUAGCAGGGGAUUUAGAUGCUUGUGUGCGUAUUUACCUCGAUCAUUUGUGUGAUCCGCAUGCAGCAUCGGAAAUUGUCUUAGAAUCGCGCUCUAUGGAAAGUGCUAAACUAUUGGCGAAAUUCUAUCAGAAAAUCGGUGAUAUAGAACAGGCUUUACAAUUUCUGGUUUUAUGUGGCUGUGUAGAGGAAGCUUUCUCGCUGGCACAGAGGCAUAAUAAACUUAAACGACAUGGUGAAUUGCUGGAGCGAUAUGAAAAUGCCAAAUCAAGUGAUUAUUUGGCUUUGGCUCAGUAUUUUGAGGGAGAAAAGUAUACUUUGUUGGCGGGGAAAUAUUACUUUUUGGCACGCGAAUUCAGCAAAGCCUUAAGGUUUCUUUUAAAAGCCUCUUCCUUUAGUAACGAAGAAUCUCAGGCCUUAUCUAUGGCCAUAGAUUGUGUGGCCACUUCGAAUAAUGAGCAGCUGGCUACUCAGCUAAUAGAGUUUUUAUUGGGUGAAGUUGAUGGUUCCCCUAAAGAUCCACGCUAUUUAUUUAGACUGUAUAUGGCGCGACGGCACUAUAAAGAUGCUGCCAAAACUGCUGUCAUAAUAGCCAAUCAGGAACAGUUGUCGGGCAACUAUAAAGCGGCUAGAGAUUUGUUAUAUUCCAUGUAUCAGGAACUAAGGCGUAAUAAUCUUUCGGUAACAGCCGAAAUGAGGCACAAUUUAAUUUUAUUGCACCGUUAUACUUUGGUGAGAAUCCAUGUUAAAUUGGGUAAUCAUUUGCUGGCAGCUAAAUUACUGGUGCAAGUAGCAGCCAAUAUAUCACAAUUUCCUUUGCAUAUUGUACCGAUCUUAACCUCCACCGUUAUAGAAUGUCAUCGUUCUGGUUUAAAAAAAUCGGCCUUUAUGUAUGCCUCCAUGCUUAUGCGGCCGGAGUAUCGCAAUAGUCUCGACUCGCGUUAUGCUAAAAAGAUAGAGUCCAUAGUACGUAAGGCCCCCAAAGGUAUUAAAAACUUUCGUGAUGAAAUCGAUGAUGAGACCAUGGAAUGUCCCAUAUGUGAUACAAAUCUACCCAAUAUGGAGGUGACUUGUUAUAGUUGUAAGACCACAUUACCCAUUUGUAUUGCCACCGGCCAGCAUAUAAUCAAACAGCAUAUGACCUCAUGUCCUUCAUGUGAUUUUCCCUGUUUUAGAGCUGAAAUGGAAAAUAUUUUAUCGGAACUUAAUGAAUGUCCCAUGUGUGAAGAAAAUGUUGAUCCUCAAAAUCUUUUGGAUGUUGAAGAUAUACGUCCUUAUAUAUUGGCUUCUUCUUAGUAAAUUGUUUCGUGUUUGGCAUAAUUAUUUUACAUAUAGUAUCUCAAUUUUUUAGUACUUAAGUAUUUAUUAUAUAUUUUUGCGUAUUUUUUUUAGUUUAAGCUAAUUCAAUUGACACCAAAUAUAAGUUAAGUAUAGCAAUUUUAAU
Lucilia cuprina (Australian sheep blowfly) is the source of this 4485-nucleotide messenger RNA. It is a transcript of the gene Oseg6, whose product is annotated as WD repeat-containing protein 19. Gene Ontology annotation, cellular component: intraciliary transport particle A; cilium. The transcript has 10 exons. Gene Ontology annotation, biological process: intraciliary retrograde transport; cilium assembly. The record is from RefSeq and is a predicted model, not a curated record. NCBI's taxonomy places the organism in Eukaryota, Metazoa, Arthropoda, Insecta, Diptera, Calliphoridae. The coding region runs from base 237 to 4337 and encodes 1366 amino acids. Gene Ontology annotation, molecular function: protein binding.